Helobdella robusta is the source of this 1495-nucleotide messenger RNA. RefSeq lists its product as hypothetical. NCBI's taxonomy places the organism in Eukaryota, Metazoa, Annelida, Clitellata, Rhynchobdellida, Glossiphoniidae. The record is from RefSeq and is a predicted model, not a curated record. Gene Ontology annotation, molecular function: pyridoxal phosphate binding; transaminase activity. The annotation marks the transcript as partial. Gene Ontology annotation, biological process: polysaccharide biosynthetic process. The transcript is spliced from 6 exons.
AUCGCUCAAUUUAUUUUUUUAACUGAUAUUUAAAAAUUGUUAUAGCUAAUCUGCUGUAUGGCUUUUAUUUAAGCCUUAAAUUUUAAAGGUUGAUUUUUUUUCCUAAUAAAUGUUUUUUUUUAAAAAUGAUUGAGAAAUUUUGAAAUGUUGUUGUUAUUGAAGUAAUGUAUCCAUGUCUUACAUAGAUAUAGUGCCUUACACUUCAGUAUUCAUUGAUGCCAAUUGGAGCGAUUUUAUCAAAUCCGCAUGGUGGUGCACAACAAGCUCAAUCAGCGAUGAACCAAAAAUCAUAAAAAGCAUAGAAGAAUUAUUGAUAAACGAGGUUAACCCAAACUUUGUGCUGCCAUGUCUGUCAGUCAGAUCAGGACUUGAUCUCUUCCUCCAGGCAUUCAAAUUUCCACCCGGUUCCGAAAUCAUCAUGUCGGCCAUGAACAUCCCUGCCAUGGUCGAAAUUGUUCAUGAGCACGGUCUCGAAGUGGUGGCCCUAGAUAUCGAUGCAACCACAAUGAAACCCAAGUUGGAACUCUUAGAAUCACUGAUCACUUCAAAAACAAAAGCAGUAAUAUUAGCCAACAUAUAUGGCAGAGGGUACGAUUUAGAACCUUACAUUGAAAUUGCAAAACGUUACAAUCUUCUGGUUGUUCAAGACUGGGCUGAAGGAUUUACUGGUUUAAAUAAUUUUGGAAAUCCAAAUGCCGAUUUGAGUUUAUUUAGUUUUGGGCCCAUUAAGUAUUGCACAGCAUUUGGUGGGGCCAUUGCGAAAAUCAGAGAUGAGAAUGUUUACUACAGGAUGAAAAAUCUAUUGGAUGCAUAUCCCAGGCAGACGCAUGGCGAUUAUUUGCAUAGGAUCAUCAAAUAUUCCAUCGUUUACAUGCUCCUAAACUGCCCAAAAAUAGUAAAACCUGGCUUGUACAUAUCAAAAAAAUUAAGGAUGGACAUUAAAGAAAAAGUCAUUGGCCUACUUAGAGGUUUUCCUAAUCAGAUGAUGCUUAGAAUUAGGCAGAAGCCUUGCUUGGCCUUACUAAAGACUCUCCUCAUGAAGUUGAAAACUUUUAACUUUGAAGAUUUUAAUCAAUCGUUUGUGAAAGCCAGCUAUGCUGUCAAUCAUAUGCCUGCUAACGUUCAGCUGGUGGGCAUGAAGGCCGAAGAGAUGAAUUUCUGGCUCUUUCCUAUUAUCGUUGACAACCCGGAUGAAACGAUAAAGAUACUAAACGAAUUAGGAGUCGAUGGUUACAAGGGGGCCACCCAACUCAACUUUGUGACGUCAGAUCGGCCAUCUACGGGCCUGCUGCCGCACUACACUAACUUGUCGCUGCCUAUUCAAAAUAUCGAUACAUCAGUAAAUGAUUUAUGUCGAGGUUUUGUUAGGUCAUCAGGGAUAUGUUCCAAAGAUUCUGAAUAUUAUGAUUCCAAAACUACUGAUUGUAAGCAGGGCUUUAAUAGUAUUUGCAAUAUUAAUAAUAAUAACAAUAUAAAUAAUAAUAAUAUAAAUAAU